Messenger RNA from Fusarium verticillioides 7600, 1146 nucleotides. RefSeq names its product oxidoreductase. The record is from RefSeq and is a predicted model, not a curated record. The transcript has 2 exons. Lineage: Eukaryota; Fungi; Ascomycota; Sordariomycetes; Hypocreales; Nectriaceae. The coding region runs from base 219 to 974 and encodes 251 amino acids.
UGCUUACCCUAGAGCUUCAUGUAUAUCCUACACAUCCAGUACAAUGUCAAUUAUUCCCCAAAUUAACCACCGGCUGUUUCAAGCGGGGAAUAUCGAUCCAGUCAGCCAUAAAGCCCAACCGUAUGUCUAUAUAUGUAAAUAUCAUUUUGUGCCCUAGCAUCUGACUCAUUCCUCAUUUGCUACCGAGUAGCCAACUCACGACCUGGAAGCCACAGACAAUGUCACUCAAAGGAAAAGUUUAUGCGCUGACAGGCGGUGCAAGCGGAAUCGGCUUCGCAACCGCCAAAGUUCUUGCAAAACGCGGGGCUACUGUGAGCAUCGCCGAUAUCGACCUCAAUGCCAUUACAACUGCCACAGCAUACUUUGACGAGCAGGGCAUCGAGGCGCUAGUUUCCCGUGUCGACGUCUCACAACGGCCCCAAGUUGAGGACUGGCUAGACGCUACUGUUCAGAAAUAUGGGAGACUCGAUGGGGCAGCUAACGUGGCUGGUAUCAUUGGGAAGCACCACGGUCUUCGUGCCGUAGCGGAACUUGAGGACGAAGAGUGGCAUAAGAUCAUCGCUGUGAACUUGACAGGAACAAUGUAUUGUCUACGGGCGCAGCUCAACAGGAUAGUAGACGGAGGCUCCAUCGUCAACGUUGCUUCUAUUCAUGGCAUCAAGGGAUUCGCCAGGCACGGCGCCUAUGACGCCAGCAAGCACGGAAUAGUUGGGCUGACAAGAGCGGCAGCAAAGGAGAACGGCCACCGAGAAGUGCGAGUCAACGCUGUUGCCCCCGGAGCCAUAUAUACCCCGUUGAUGAAGAAGGCAUGGGAUAUGCACAACCGACCAGAAGACGCCGCUUUCGACGAACCAACUGCCUUCCAGCGCCAAGGUACGUCAGAAGAGUGUGCCAAUGUGAUAGCUUUCCUCCUCGGCCCUGAGAGUACCUUUGUGAGUGGAAGCGUUUAUGAAGUGGAUGGAGCCUGGAUAUGAAUGGUUAGUAUUCACCAUGUCAUAAUAGGGGCGGUAAGCCUAUACACUGGAUUUUGAGUUGAGUUUCAAGCUUGAUGGAGUGAUGGAAAGGACAAGCACACAUUGAUACCGGUUACCAAACAUCCUCGGGAUCAACCAUAUGGGUUUCUCCAUCAUCUCGAAUGUGCUGACG